Messenger RNA from Hevea brasiliensis (rubber tree), 2041 nucleotides. Its product is annotated as protein NRT1/ PTR FAMILY 3.1-like. Gene Ontology annotation, cellular component: plasma membrane. NCBI's taxonomy places the organism in Eukaryota, Viridiplantae, Streptophyta, Magnoliopsida, Malpighiales, Euphorbiaceae. The record is from RefSeq and is a predicted model, not a curated record. The transcript has 4 exons. Gene Ontology annotation, biological process: transmembrane transport. Gene Ontology annotation, molecular function: transmembrane transporter activity. The coding region runs from base 51 to 1838 and encodes 595 amino acids.
CGUACCUGCUGUGGGGCUUAAAGACUUUAUGAUCACACAGGCCUAUAUAUAUGGUUCCUGGGAGGCCAGUUAGACACCAAGAAACGAAAAUGGAGAAGAUGGAGGAGAAGGGUUUCCAUGCCAAAAGGCAGAAAGGUGGAAUGGCUACAAUGCCCUUCAUAUUUGCAAAUGAGGCCUGUGAGAAGCUGGCUGUGGUGGGUUUUAAUGCCAAUAUGAUUAGCUACUUAACAGGCCAACUUCAUAUGCCAUUAACUAAAGCAGCGAAUACCCUCACCAACUUUGGAGGCACUGCAAGCUUGACACCUCUGCUCGGUGCCUUCUUCGCUGAUGCCUACACCGGCCGGUUCUGGACUAUAACAAUUGCUUCCAUGAUAUACCAAAUAGGCAUGACAAGCUUAACCCUAUCAGCCACACUUCCAAACCUAAGGCCACCCCAGUGCAAAGAAGAUGAAGUUUGCCAAGAAGCAGACGCAGGACAACUGGCAAUCCUAUAUGCUUCUCUCCUUCUGACAGCUUUAGGGUCAGGGGGGAUCCGACCCUGUGUUGUUGCAUUCGGGGCUGACCAGUUUGAUGAAACGGAUCCUAAGCAAUCAACAAAGACAUGGAGAUACUUCAAUUGGUACUAUUUUGUGAUGGGAGUGUCUGUUCUGCUGGCUGUGACAGUGCUUGUGUAUGUACAGGACAACGUUGGAUGGGGAUUGGGCCUUGGAAUCCCAACCAUUGCUAUGUUUCUCUCAAUUAUUGCAUUUAUUAUCGGAUACCCACUUUACCGGAACUUGCGUCCAGCUGGAAGUCCAUUUACCCGCUUGUUACAAGUGUCGGUGGCUGCAUUUAGGAAGAGGAAGUUGUCCAUGGUUUCGGAUCCUAAGCUACUGUACCAGAAUGAAGAACUGGAUGCUCCCAUUUCCAUUGGUGGAAGGCUUCUCCACACUAAACACAUGAAGUUUCUUGACAAGGCAGCCAUUGUGACGGAAGAAGACAACCUGAAAGCAGGCCAAACACCCAAUCUAUGGAGGCUAAGCACAGUGCACAGAGUAGAAGAAUUGAAAUCUAUAAUCAGAAUGGGACCUAUAUGGGCAGCAGGAAUUCUCCUAAUCACAGCUUACGCCCAGCAAGGCACAUUUUCCCUCCAACAAGCCAAGUCCAUGGACAGGCAUCUCACAAAAUCCUUUCAGAUCCCUGCUGGUUCCAUGUCUGUCUUUACCAUGACCUCCAUGCUCACCACCAUAGCCAUUUAUGAUCGUUUAUUUGUUCCUUUUUUCCGUAGAUUCACAGGGCUUGAUCGCGGCAUAACCUUUUUGCACAGGAUGGGAAUUGGAUUUGUUAUAUCCAUAUUAGCCACUCUAGUUGCAGGCUUCGUGGAAAUCAAGCGAAGACAUGCAGCUGCAGCUAAUGGCCUACUAAAUUCUCAUCACACUAUUCCCAUCUCAGUGUUCUGGCUUGUGCCACAAUAUUCUCUUCAUGGGAUAGCAGAAGCUUUCAUGUCUAUCGGGCAUUUAGAAUUCUUAUAUGAUCAAGCACCUGAAAGCAUGAGAAGCACAGCUACUGCGCUAUUUUGGACAGCGAUUUCAGUCGGGAAUUAUGUAAGCACGCUUCUGGUUACCUUAGUGCACAAGUUUAGUGCAGGCCCUGAUGGAUCAAACUGGCUUCCGGAUAACAAUUUGAACAAGGGGAAACUGGAGUACUUUUACUGGUUGAUCACAUUGAUGCAAGUCGUUAAUCUCGUUUACUACUUGAUUUGCGCCAAGAUGUAUACUUUUAAGCCCAUUCAGAUGCACAGUAAAGAAGCCAGUGACUCUAAAGAUGAUGGGGUAGUGGAGCUUACGAACAAGAUUUAACACAGUCUACUGGGUUUAUUUCAAAAGUUUGUAGCUAUUAUCAGUGCUUGCGCGUUCAAGGUGACAUAGCUAGCUUGUAUACGAUCAGGCAGAAUCUGAUACUAUGAAUAAAUUUAUAUAUAGUAUGUGAAAAAUGAUGUAGAAUCAAACCCCUUACCAUGCGAUCAUUUUUCAGUAACAGUAACAGAUGAAGAAUUCCAAUC